AUGUCUUGCGAAACUGUACAGAGAAAUGUGCAAGCCGCAGUCAAAGAUGUCAGGAGCAUGAAUGGUUGUGUUCUUCUACUCACUUCUUGGGCAUUCACGCAUAUACCAUUGUUUUCUCCUGUUAGUACAUUGCAGCCGUCAUAUCCAUAUGCUCAAAGAUGGGCCCAAAGACGCAUGAAUUACGAUGCUAAUCCUCGUUUUCAUCUACAAGGGUAUCGAAACGCAUUGGACCACAUGCAAGAAAAAGACGUGAGAUUGAAAUCAUAG
Molecule: messenger RNA, 267 nt
Organism: Lathyrus sativus (Indian pea)
Lineage: Eukaryota; Viridiplantae; Streptophyta; Magnoliopsida; Fabales; Fabaceae
Source: the annotation of a GenBank genome assembly